Molecule: messenger RNA, 1173 nt
Organism: Miscanthus lutarioriparius
Lineage: Eukaryota; Viridiplantae; Streptophyta; Magnoliopsida; Poales; Poaceae
Source: the annotation of a GenBank genome assembly
AUGAAGGUGCUCGACAAGGAGACCAUCUUCACCCACCACAUGCUCCACCAGAUCAAAAGGGAAAUAUCAAUCAUGAAGAUCGUAAGACAUCCCAACAUAGUUGGGCUUAAUGAGGUGUUGGCCGGGAAGACAAAGAUAUACAUAAUCUUGGAACUUGUCACUGGAGGUGAACUGUUUGAUAAAAUAGUCCGCCAUGGGAAGCUACGUGAGAAUGAAGCCAGGAAGUAUUUCCAGCAGCUUAUUGAUGCCAUUGAUUAUUGCCACAGCAAAGGAGUUUAUCAUAGGGAUUUGAAGCCUGAAAAUCUGCUUCUUGACUCACGUGGAAACUUAAAAGUUUCUGAUUUUGGACUUAGCACACUGUCUCAGAAUGUGCUAGGUAGCAAUGGAUAUGACGGAUCUGCAGCAGACAUUUGGUCAUGUGGUGUCAUUCUUUAUGUUUUAAUGGCUGGUUACCUUCCCUUUGAGGAGAAUGACCUUCCAAGUUUGUAUGAAAAGAUAACUGCAACUCAGUACUCAUGCCCAUAUUGGUUCUCUCCAGGAGCCAAGUCAUUGAUCCAGAGAAUACUUGACCCAAAUCCAAGAACUCGUAUCACUAUUGAAGAAAUAAGAGCAGACCCAUGGUUUGAGAAGAACUAUGUAGCUAUUAGAUGUGGUGAAGAUGAAAAUGUCAGCCUGGAUGAUGUUCAAGCUGUUUUUGACAAUAUUGAGGACAAGUAUGUAUCUGAGGAAGUAACUCACAAGGAUGGUUGUCCUCUUAUGAUGAAUGCCUUUGAGAUGAUUACACUAUCUCAAGGUUUGGAUCUCUCAGCCUUGUUUGAUAGGCAACAGGAGUUUGUCAAGCGGCAAACACGUUUUGUCUCAAGAAAACCAGGUAAGACUAUAGUAGCUACAAUUGAAGUUGUUGCUGAGUCAAUGGGUCUCAAGGUCCAUUCCCAGAAUUACAAGCUGCGGCUUGAAGGUGCAGCAUUAAACAGAAUGAGCCAAUUUGCUGUUGUUCUAGAGGUUUUUGAAGUUGCUCCUUCGCUGUUCAUGGUUGAUGUUCGAAAGGUUGCCGGUGACACUCUGGAAUACCACAUGUUUUACAAGAACCUAUGCAGCAAACUUGACAGCAUAAUCUGGAGGCCAACUGAAGUUUCUGCGAAAUCUACGCUGCUGAGGACGACCACUUGCUAG